UAAAUGCAGUAUUUGACUUUCUCCCCUUAGACGAGCACAUAAACAAAGUCGCGUUACAAGUCCACACUUUACAAAGCACUGGCAUCACUGACAGGAGCGCACGGAGCAGAUACAGACUGCUGCUUACACUGCGAAGGCUUUUCAUUUCUACAUUUGAUUUCAUUUUUUCCAACUUUCUGUACUUGAUGAAGACACUUUUUGACGCCGGCGCCUAUACAUUGCCGACAGCAAUUUUAUCAUUUUUACAACAAUUACUACUCAUUUUGGUAAUUUCUGGAUGGGAAUAGGAUACUUCACGCAAGGUUAUUGCCACAUGUAAAGACGGAACCGCUACAGCAAAGCAACACAGGUUCGGAAGAGCGCGCCUCAUCUUCCCAGCUCCACGAGCCCCUGUCCGGCCGCAGCCACGCGUCCUCUCCACCCGGGACCAGCACCAUUCAGCGCGAGGCUCUUUCACCAGAUCUAUGGCAUUCUGACAAUGAACAAGCGCACUCAGAUAUUGGAACAGCUGCAGUAUGUCCAGUUGAAAUGUACACCUCGAGACAUGCCCUGUGUGCAGGCUCAGUACGGGCCAGCCCCUCCAGGCUCCGCCUACUCCGGCCAGUCCUUCGGUUACCAGGGCGACAGCUAUGGCUCUGACCUCAUGACCCCGGACUACACCAAGCUGGACCUGGGAGGAGGUGAGAUCUCAGCAGCUGCUACUACAUCCCUGCCCAGCUUCAAUGUCUUUGUAGAAGGCAGUUACGAGCUGCCAAAAUCGUCCUGCCUAUACCAGAUGCCCUCCCAUCGUCCUACGAUCAAGAAGGAAGAGGAGAGUUACCCCACGGCACCCCCUCUGGAGGCCAUGUCCUCCUCUAACAUGUACUUUAAACCGUCCCCGCCCUCCACGCCUACCACUCCCUCCAUGCCCCCGCAGCCUGGCUCAUCCUUCCUGUGGGAGGAGCACUCUCUGGCCCCUCCCACUCACCCACACUCCCUGGGCUCCAGUCUGGAGAGCAGCGCUCUCAAGUCCUCACGUUUUUCACACUUCUACCAGCACUCGCCGCCCCACAGUGGCAGCAGCGUGGGGGGCUAUGAGGCUUUGGGUGGGGGCCUGGUUCGGACCUCCUCUUCCUCCUCCUCCUCUUCAUCAUCUGUGUCACACCCUCAUGGCCCGGCCUUAGAGCAGCCCAUGUACCAGCUCCACCGCGGCGCAGGGGCCAGCAGCCUGGCCUUUCGCUCCCUGGCUCUGGGGCCAUGUGGUCCCCUUCUGGGAGACAGUCUGCCGUCGCCGCCCCCUAGAGGCCCUCAGGGGGAGGGCACCUGUGCAGUGUGUGGGGACAACGCUGCCUGUCAGCACUAUGGGGUCCGCACCUGUGAGGGCUGCAAAGGCUUCUUCAAGCGCACCGUGCAGAAAAAUGCCAAGUAUGUGUGCCUGGCCAGUAAAAACUGUCCUGUGGACAAGAGAAGACGCAACCGCUGUCAGUACUGCCGCUUCCAGAAGUGUCUGAGCGUCGGCAUGGUCAAAGAAGUGGUACGAACAGACAGCCUAAAGGGGCGCAGAGGGCGCCUGCCUUCCAAACCAAAGAGCCCUUUGCAGACAGAGGCAUCCCCUCCCUCUCCUCCUCUGAGCCUCCUGUCUGCUCUGCUCAGGGCAUACUCCCACUGCACGCCCCGCGACCUGGACUACAGCCAGUUCAGUGCUGCAGACCCUCCUUCCUCUUCGUCAGAUGCAGAGCACAUCCAUCUCUUCUACCGGUUGCUCACUCUGUCUAUGGAGACCACGCGGUGCUGGGCAGAGCGGGUGCCCGGCUUCUCCGAGCUCCAUAGAGACGACCAGAACCUGCUGAUCGACUCAGCCUUCCUUGAGCUGUUUGUGUUGCGACUGGCUCACAGGGCGAUGCUGUCAGAAGAUAAGCUUGUCUUCUGUAGCGGGCUGGUGCUGCAUAGGUUCCAGUGCCUUCGGGGUUUUGGGGAGUGGCUGGACUCGAUCCGGGACUUUUCCUCUCGGCUCCAGAGUCUGAACCUGGACACCUCUGCCUUCGCCUGUUUGGCUGCCCUCGUACUGCUCACAGAGCAGGUCCCAGGCCUGAAGGAGCCGAAGCGCGUGGAGGAGCUGCACACUAAAGUCAUGUGCUGUCUGAGUGAACAUCUGGGUUGUGGUCCGUCGUUGUCGGCGUCAAAGUCCUCGAGUCCCCUGAGCCGCGUGCUCAGUCUGAGGGCAGAGCUGCGCUCACAGCGAACGCAAGGCCUGCAGCGCAUCUUCUACCUGAAACUGGAGGAUCUGGUCCCACCCCCACCUUUGAUUGACAGGUUUCUGGACACCCUGCCUUAUUGACUUUUUGGGUAACGACGGCUUAAAGUCACAUGCUUUAUGGGCCUUUUCACCCCACACGGAGCACGUGCACCAAACGACUGACUCAGAGCAGAGAGAAGUCAUGGACCGUGGACUCAGCAUCCACUUUGUCACAAAUGGACCACCACAUGUAUGAAACUGCACACGCUUUAAUGCAUUGUAUCAUUGUGUGUGUACGCGGGGAACAAAGGUGCUCCAGACCAGAGGAAAGGACUCUUCAGCUGGGCGGCAGCUUAUUCGACAAAAGACUCAAGUCAAUGGUUUAUGAGUACUGUCAGUUUUACCCCCGCUCACUCGACAUGGGACCUGCAAAGUAGAUACAAGAAACAUGCUUUACAAAAUAUCUCUGUCUAAAAGAAGGUGCUUUUGCUGAAAUGAACUGAAAUGUGAAAAAGCAUGUGAAAGAAACAUCACAACACAGGACACAAACAUCUAGAAAUGUGGUUUAUAAAAGUGCAAUUCCUUAAGUGCUCUGUCACAACCAGAGGAGCCAUUUUAUUUCAAACUCUAAAUUAUUUUAAUAAGACCUGUCCUAUUCUGUUGAUAGGUAGAAUAAAAAGAGCUACGUGCACUAACAACGACUUCAGACGUCAGCCAGACUUGAACCUGCUCUAGUACAUUUUCAAUGUUGUUCUGAAAGAAUAGCAUGUGUAGACGUAUGGAGGAAUAAAUAUUGCUUUCGAAUUGGCCUUUGCAGCACUUAACACCCCAAAGAAGGGCUAGAGGUGCAGACACACACCCUCUGUUUUGAGAAGAGGGUGCUCGAUAGAUUUAAGGCCAGGGGUCAAACAUUCCAGUCUUUUUCUAUGUGUUUCAGUUGUGGAGGUUGAGAGCAGGUCAAAUGCAUGGUGUGCUAAAGCUAACAUGAGCGCUCUCAGACUACAGCUCCCACACUCACGGCAGCAGUUUGAAACGAGACAAAGCAAAUGACAUAGAUAUAAAUAUAUAUAAAUAUAUAUAUACACACAAAACUAAUAUUUUGAAGUGUUUUUAGCUUUUUCAAAUAUUGUGGUACAAGUUGUGCAUUGUUUUUUGAAGAAGAUAUACAAAAAUAUAAAAAAAAAAAAGUUGUUGGUUUUUUCAUUGUCCCUCCUUGGUUUGAGUUGUUUGAUUUACUUCUUCCUCUUUGGUUC
Molecule: messenger RNA, 3468 nt
Organism: Periophthalmus magnuspinnatus
Lineage: Eukaryota; Metazoa; Chordata; Actinopteri; Gobiiformes; Gobiidae
Gene: nr4a3
Product: nuclear receptor subfamily 4, group A, member 3
Exons: 9
Coding region: 479-2317 (612 amino acids)
Biological process (GO): cellular response to corticotropin-releasing hormone stimulus; regulation of transcription by RNA polymerase II
Cellular component (GO): transcription regulator complex; nucleus
Molecular function (GO): nuclear receptor activity; zinc ion binding; RNA polymerase II cis-regulatory region sequence-specific DNA binding
Source: RefSeq, a predicted model, not a curated record